GACUUCUGCACAGAGAUGGUUCACAUCAGAUCUCAAGUCAAGAUUGCGUCCAAUUCGCUGAAUUUCCAUCCUCAGACCACAUCCUUUGACUUCAGGACAUAAAGACGAGUGUGAGCACUGAGGGGGGGCUUCAGUGCAUCUCACCAUCACAUCAGAGAGAGAGAAAAGAAGAUGUCCUGCCUGGGGGCUUUCACCGGUCUCUUCUCCUGCAUGGUCCUCCUCAUUGUCCACUCAAGUGAUGGCUCUGAGAUUAUCAAUGGGACAGAAGUGAAGCCCCACUCACUGCCGUACAUGGCUCUGCUUCAGAGUCCCACACAAUGCUGUGGAGGGAUACUGAUCGAUGAAUCAUGGGUCCUGACUGCUGCCCACUGUAUGAACGGUGCCAACAUUACGACCGUGUUGCUGGGGGUACACUCCAUCAAGGCAAAUGAGGAGAAUUCCAGGAAGGUCAGAGAGGUUCCGAUGCAUUUUCCACAUCCCUGCUAUGAUAACGAUACAAAGGUCAAUGAACUCAUGUUGCUCAAGCUUGGCCAAUCUGUGAAUGAAACCGAGACAGUGAAGUAUCUUAAGUUGGAUGAUGCCAUCGAAGAUCCAGCAGCUGGGACCAGCUGCAUGGUGGCAGGAUGGGGCCAAACAAACUAGGAUGCCAUGGAAAUGUCUGACGUCUUGAUGUCUGUCAAUGUGACUGUGGUCGACAGAGUGAAGUGCAACUCUGCUGAAUAUUACAACUGCAAACCUGUGAUCACCAGUGAUAUGAUAUGUGCUGGUUCAGACGGUCAAAAUGAAGCUGACACUUGUGGGGGGGAUUCAGGAGGCCCACUGGUGUGCAGCAGAGGGCUGGUUGGAGUCACUUCUUUCGGGUACAAGUGUGGCCUGAUUAAGAAGCCAGGAGUUUACUCGUAUCUCACAGUGAAACAACUCAAAUGGAUCAAAAAGACAAUGAAGAAGUCUGACAUUUAAUGAGCACCUGCUGUGAAGGAUUUUGUAUUUGCGACCAUGUUAAUCAAUUCUAUGUGAGGUGAUAUGAGGGAGAUUUCUGCUUCUGCUGAUAUAAAACAGGCCGAGGUCACCACUUCCUGCAUCAAGAGCCUACUUUGAAACUGAGGUUUCAGCUCAAG
Molecule: messenger RNA, 1118 nt
Organism: Limanda limanda (common dab)
Lineage: Eukaryota; Metazoa; Chordata; Actinopteri; Pleuronectiformes; Pleuronectidae
Product: granzyme K-like
Exons: 5
Biological process (GO): proteolysis
Molecular function (GO): serine-type endopeptidase activity
Source: RefSeq, a predicted model, not a curated record